Aspergillus heteromorphus CBS 117.55 is the source of this 2131-nucleotide messenger RNA. RefSeq names its product WD40 repeat domain-containing peptidylprolyl isomerase. Gene Ontology annotation, molecular function: peptidyl-prolyl cis-trans isomerase activity; protein binding. Gene Ontology annotation, biological process: protein folding; protein peptidyl-prolyl isomerization. The transcript is spliced from 3 exons. The record is from RefSeq and is a predicted model, not a curated record. NCBI's taxonomy places the organism in Eukaryota, Fungi, Ascomycota, Eurotiomycetes, Eurotiales, Aspergillaceae. The coding region runs from base 33 to 1922 and encodes 629 amino acids.
CCAGAUUGUUAGAUUCGUUAAAUUCCGUCACUAUGCCCAGCGAGGAAGAGCAGAGGCUGGCGUCCAACAAGCGCCCGCAUUCCGCCGUGGAUGGGAGUGGAGAGAAUGGAGACGACUCAUCCUCCGACGAUGACUUCGGUCCUGCCCUCCCUACCGUCGAUGCGCCGAAAAAGAAACGUCGUAAGCUGCCCUUCGAGAAGGUCUACGUGAACGCGCUGCCGGCAUCGCCGCGGUACUCCAAAUCCCUCAUGCACAAGGAACAAUUGUCCUUCGUCACCGUGACCCCGCACACCGAUUUUCUCAUCACCUCAUCCAUUGAUGGCGUUGUCAAAUUCUGGAAGAAGAUGGCAGUCGGUAUCGAGUUCGUCAAGGAAUUCCGAGCCCACGCGGCGGAGAUAAAGAGCGUCAGUGUAAGCGCGGAUGGAAGAAGCUUUGCAACGACCGGAGCAGACAAGACCGUCAAGAUAUUUGAUGUCAUAACAUUCGAUCUCCUUGCCAUGCUUACCCUCGAGUUUACCCCCCGCUGCGUAUGCUGGGUCCAUCGCCGGGGCGCAUCGUUACCUCUUCUAGCCGUGACGGAUGAAGAAAGCAAUAUGAUCCAGGUGUAUGAUGGACGGGGUGAGAACUCGACUCCCUUGCAUACCGUGAAAUCGAUACAUCGUAGCCCCGUGGUCGCCAUUGCCUUCAACGACGCCUACGACUGUGUUAUUUCCGCCGACGAGUCCGGCAUGAUCGAGUACUGGCGAGCAGGCGAUGGCUCAUUCGAAAAGCCCGAUAACGUCUUUGAGCUUAAAUCCUCUACCAACCUCUUCGAAUUUCGGAAGUCUAAAUCCACCCCAGCGUCGCUAUCUAUCUCACCAUCUGGCCAACAAUUUGCCGCUGUAUCCUUCCCGGACCGCCAAGUCCGAGUCUUCGACUUUGCCACAGGAAAGCUUUACCGCAAGUACGACGAGUCCCUUACCACGAUCACUGAAAUGCAACAAGCUGGAACGGCCAUCUACCAGCUCGACGAACUAGAGUUCGGACGACGACUCGCAGUGGAGCGCGAACUUGAGAACCCCGUCACCAAACCCAAAAUAAAUGUCCUUUUCGAUGAAUCGGGCCACUUCAUUCUCUACGGAUCUCUCUACGGCGUCAAAUGUAUCAACACAUAUACUAACCGGGUGGUCCGCGUUUACGCCAAAGAGGAGCCGUUUCGGGCGCUCAACCUGGGAAUGUACCAAGGCCAGCCCCAAAAGAAGGGCGUGGUUACAGUCUCUAUGGCAGCCAGCUCCAACCCACUCCUCCAAGAAGCCGAAGAGCGCGAUCCGAUAUUGAUGAGCACGGGCUUCGCCAAAGUGCGCUUCUACCUCUUCACAAACGACACCGACAUCUCCAAAUCCACCCGCGACAUCCACAACGAAAAGCCCCGGGAGUCCGCCUCCGGACGCGACACCAACGUCCAGAAAUCCGCCGAGCUGGGCACCUCCGCCAUCCUCCAUACCACCAUGGGAGACAUCCACCUCCGUCUAUUCCCCUCCGCAGCCCCGAAAGCCGUGGAGAACUUCACCACCCACGCCCGCACCGGGUACUACAACAAUACCAUCUUCCACCGCGUGAUCCGCAAAUUUAUGAUCCAGGGUGGCGAUCCCCUUGGCGACGGCACCGGCGGCGAAUCCAUCUGGGGCGGCGAGUUCGAGGACGAAUUCUCCAGUCUGAAGCAUGACAAAGCGUAUACACUGUCCAUGGCUAAUGCCGGCCCCAACACCAACGGAAGUCAGUUCUUCAUCACCACGGAGAAGACCCCCUGGUUGGAUGGGAAACACACCGUGUUCGGCCGUGCGAUACAGGGAUUGGAUGUCGUGCAUAAAAUUGAGAAUUCGAAAACUUUCAAGGAGAAACCAGAGCAAGACAUUAAGAUCGUGAGCAUCACCGUGAGUUGAGUUAGUUACCAUACUAGCCGUUAUGGCUAGGCGAGGGCUAGGCUAUGCCAUCAUCCUGGAUAAGAUAUAACUUGCUUCUUACCGCUUUGUUUCUGAAUACUGUUUUAAGCGAUCAAUACCUACCUUAUACUCUACAGCCCCUGUCGUUUCAUCAGUCUGUUUACCUAUAUCACCUAUUUAUCUAACCAUGUAAAUUACGAAGAUUUCUC